AAUGAAAAUGUCAUAAUCAAGUUAGGCUCAACCCCUCAUACAAAUGAGGACCAUGUGAAAGUAUACAUAGAUUUAUCUUGAAGCUAAGAAUAAUCCAGCUUCUAUAAAUACGUUGGGCCUCCUGAGAAGGAAGAGAUAAGAGAAAAAAGAGGUGUUUUCUGUGUAUUGCCGAGCUUGAUUUGUAACAAUGGCGGCCGCUGCAGUGAAGCUCUAUGGGCCACUUACCUCCCCUGCAGUCGCCAGAGCUCUCGCCUGCAUUCUCGAGAAGAAAAUCCCUUACGAACUCGUACCAGUCGACAUGAGGAAAGGCGAGCAUAAAAAACCCUCCUAUUUAGCAAUGCAGCCAUUCGGGCAAGUGCCUGCAUUUCAGGACGGAAAUCUCACCCUUUUCGAAUCUCGGGCUAUUGUGCGAUACAUUGCGCAGAAAUAUGAGGCGCAGGGGACAAUUGGAAUGUGGGGUGAGAACUUAACAGAGAGAGCUCUGAUAGAUCAGUGGAUGGAAGUGGAGUCACAGAGCUUCAAUCCUCCAAGCUUGGCUCUGUUAUUUCAGAUUGCAGUGGCCCCCAUGAUGGGUCUUACCCCAAACCAGGAGGAGAUUAACAAGAAUGAGGAGAAAUUGGGGAAAGUUUUGGAUGUUUAUGACCAGAGGCUUUCUCAGAGUAAGUAUCUGGCCGGGGAUGAAUUCAGCAUUGCAGAUCUGUCCCAUCUUCCAAAUAUGGAGUAUAUUGUGAACAAAACAGGGAAGUCUGAGCUCGUUAGGAAUCGGAAGAAUGUGAAUGGAUGGUGGGAAGACAUUUCAGGGAGGCCCUCCUGGAAGGAAGUUGCGGAACUUAGCAAGCCUGUUAAGAAGUGAAGAAGAUUUAAUAUGUCUGGUUUGUUGGCCCCCAUUUUGUGUGGCUGCCAUUAAUCCUCUGCCCACCUGUUUAUGGUGGGGCAUUUUAUAUUAUAUGUGAUACAAUCUGUUUUGAGAUGGGGUAAAGACGAGGAUGUUUAUGUAGUUUAAUUGUUUUUCAAUUAAUAAAUAAAACUUCAUAUUA
Molecule: messenger RNA, 1037 nt
Organism: Cryptomeria japonica (Japanese cedar)
Lineage: Eukaryota; Viridiplantae; Streptophyta; Pinopsida; Cupressales; Cupressaceae
Product: glutathione S-transferase F9
Exons: 3
Coding region: 188-853 (221 amino acids)
Cellular component (GO): cytoplasm
Molecular function (GO): glutathione binding; glutathione transferase activity
Source: RefSeq, a predicted model, not a curated record